CGAGUGUCUUAUCAGAGGAUGGUCCAAAUUAAAAGCAGUACGUAGCGGGGAGAAUAAAAUCAAUACACUUUACUAGGUCGCCGAGAAACCAUCAACAUAAACAGUGUUUUCCUAGAAACCAAACGUGGUAACACGGAACAGCGCUAAGCAGUCGAAGAUACGGACCCGUGCCCAGCAGGCAGCGAUCGAAGCGGAAAACGAGGAACGCAGGUUAAAGUUUUACGGUGGCCAAAGAACGUCCGGUAAGGGCAGCAUAGCGGAAGCGAAAAAGCAGGGCAAACUUAGAAUGUCAGCCAAUGGUACCGAUGAACGGCGCAGUUCCGACUUUACCGAUGUACAGCUGAAUGACAUCUUUCACAACGCGCAAAGUAUGAGCGGUGUUGUGCGCGGUGCUACCGGGAUUCUGUACGACGACCGAUUCGCGCUGCACCGCUGCCUCUGGGACAGUAACUAUCCGGAAUGUCCCGAGCGCUAUCUGCGCGUCAUGGAGCGCGUCGCAAUGGAGAAGUUGGUAGAGCGAUGCAGUUUUAUCGCUCCGCGGGAAGCUACCAGGGAAGAGAUCCUAACAAAACACACCGAGGAACAGAUCGAAAUACUGCAGAAAACGCACGGUUCGCUGGACGAAACGGAGCUGGAACGGUUAAGCUCGAAGUAUGAUGCAAUUUUUAUUCAUCCGACGUCGUACGAAACAAGUUUGCUUGCCGUUGGCAGUACGAUAAAGCUAGUCGAAAGCGUGUGGAACGGUACGGUGCAGAACGGAAUGGCGAUCCUGCGGCCGCCGGGCCAUCAUGCAAUGACGGCAGAGUACAACGGAUAUUGCUUCUUCAAUAACGUUGCUAUAGCGGCUCAGCACGCACUGGACCAUCUCGGUACGCGCAAGAUACUGAUCGUCGACUGGGACGUCCACCACGGUCAGGGAACGCAACGGAUGUUUUACGCAGAUCCGAGAGUACUGUACUUCUCCAUUCAUCGGUACGAGCAUGGUACGUUUUGGCCCAAUCUACGCGAAUCCGAUUUCGACUACAUCGGCGAAGGAAAUGGUGCGGGAUACAAUUUUAACGUACCGCUCAACAAGACCGGUAUGACAAAUGGAGACUAUCUUGCCAUCUGGCAGCAAAUUCUACUACCGGUAGCGGCAGAGUUUCAACCGGAGCUGAUAAUCGUAUCAGCCGGCUACGACGCUGCGUACGGAUGUCCAGAGGGCUGUAUGGAAAUAACGCCGGCCUUCUACUCGCACCUGCUAAGUCCGCUGCUUGCGCUGGCUCAGGGACGAGUGGUGGUCGUACUGGAGGGUGGUUACUGUCUCGAAUCCCUGGCCGAAGGUUGCACACUCACGCUCAAAACACUGCUGGGCGAUCCGUGCCCGGGGUUGGUGGAGAAACUGCAGCCACCAUCGGAAAGUAUGCAAACAUCGAUCCUCAACUGUAUCUACAGCCACCGGAUGUACUGGAAGUGUCUUCAGUUUUAUGAAUUAUACGACCUGGAGGAUUACAAUAACACCAAUCCGCAGGAUGAUUUCCAUAAGGUGAUCAAAUGCUACAUUCCACCGGAACCACCCGCCCGGCCCGGAUACUACGAAACGCGCAACUGCUACCCGAUACAGUCGGACGAGGAGCGCACCCGUAUCCAGGACCGUCUGACCCAGUUACGUCUGGCCACGGAUCUAUCGGUACCGCCGAGUCGCGUGUGCUACGUAUACGACGAGCUAAUGCUGGAACAUCGGAACAGCCAGGAGAAAUGGCACCCAGAACAACCGGAGCGCAUAGCAAAGAUAAUGCAGCGGCUGUCCGUCGAUUAUCAGCUCGUGAAGCGUAUGCAGCGGAUAGCGGGCCGGUUCGCUACGAGCGAAGAACUUUGCCUGGUUCACGAUUUGAAACAUGUGCAGCUAAUCAAAACGUUGUCUGAAUCGGACACGAUGAAACAAACGGCGGACAAGUACAACUCUAUCUACUUCCACCCGAGCACGAACGAUAGCGCCCGGAUGGCGGCCGGAUCCGUGCUGGAGGUGCUGUCGCAAGUGUUGAGUGGUCAGGUACGGUCCGGUGUGUGUGUGGUACGGCCGCCCGGCCACCAUGCCGAAUCGGACACACCGCACGGGUUUUGCAUCUUCAACAAUAUUGCGGUGGCGGCCCGGGCUGCGGUGGAACAUUAUGGUUUGCGCCGAGUGCUGAUUGUGGAUUGGGAUGUCCACCAUGGGAAUGGAACGCAGCACAUCUUCGAGCAGGAUCCGCGCGUACUGUACAUUUCCGUGCACCGGUACGAUAAUGGGUCGUUCUUCCCGAACAGUACGGACGCCAACUAUACGGUGGUAGGUAGUGGGCAGGGUGAAGGAUUCAACGUUAACAUUCCCUGGAACCGGAAGGGCAUGGGUGAUGCGGAGUAUGUGGCCGCGUUCCAGUCGAUUAUACUGCCGAUUGCGUACGAGUUCAAUCCGGAGUUGGUGCUCGUAUCGGCUGGAUUCGAUGCGGCGAUUGGGGAUCCGCUUGGCGGAUGUCGCGUGACCCCGGAAGCAUAUGGCCAUUUUACGCACUGGCUGUCGGCGCUGGCUGGGGGCCGGAUAAUGGUGUGCUUGGAAGGCGGUUACAACGUCAACUCGAUCUCGCACGCGAUGGCCAUGUGCACGAAGGCACUGUUAGGGGAUCCGUUGCCAAUGCUGCUUCCACCUGCUACCUCACGUACCACCACCACCACCACCACCACCACGUCCUGUUCGACGAGUGCGUCCUGUGCUGAGACAUUGCGGAAUGUGCUUACGGUGCAGCAGAAGUACUGGCGAUCGUUGUGUUUCAACAAGAAACUACCAACCUGCCAACCGCUGACAGACGGUACGCUGGUAGAUGCGCUCGACUCGUUGAACCUGAACGAUUCGGAAUCUUCCAAAAAAUCACCCCAAUCCAUCUCAUCGCCAUCGUCGACAUCCGGUUCGGUUGGGAUGGGUUCCGAUGAACCGUGCGCCUCCUCAUCCACAGCAGGCAGAAGUCAAAAGCGCGUUACAACGUUAACCGAAUAUUUGGAAGCUAAUCUAGAGGCAUUACAAAACGAAGAAAUGUUUGCUGUUAUACCACUGAAAAACUGCCCCCAUCUGAAGUUGCUACGUCCGGAAACGGCACCUGCUUCCAUCAACACACAAACACCUUGCAGUGACUGUGGUGCCGAGGUGGAAAAUUGGAUCUGCUUACUGUGCUUUGGCGUCUACUGUGGGCGCUACGUCCAGGAGCAUAUGUUACGGCACGGUACGGAAACGGUGGACCACCCGCUAGCCCUUAGCUUUACCGAUCUGUCCGUGUGGUGUUACGGGUGCGAUGCGUACAUCGAUCAUCCAGCACUGCACCAUUACAAGAGCUUGGUACAUCUGGACAAAUUCCAGGAACCGCUCGUCUGGUCGUACGGUAGCGAUCUAGUGCUGGAUGUGGUCAAUGCUGGUGCCAGCAGCAGUGGCAGCAAGCAGAAGGGUGACUGAUAUUGGCCCGACAUCUCGAAAAUUAUUUUUCGAGUGCUCGUACUGUUUCUGCUGAAGCAUAUGCUCGUUGGUUACUUCAAGUAGCAUGCCGUAUA
Anopheles maculipalpis is the source of this 3555-nucleotide messenger RNA. It is a transcript of the gene HDAC6, whose product is annotated as histone deacetylase 6. NCBI's taxonomy places the organism in Eukaryota, Metazoa, Arthropoda, Insecta, Diptera, Culicidae. Gene Ontology annotation, molecular function: histone deacetylase activity; zinc ion binding. The transcript has 9 exons. Gene Ontology annotation, cellular component: histone deacetylase complex. The record is from RefSeq and is a predicted model, not a curated record. Bases 287 to 3460 code for a protein of 1057 amino acids. Gene Ontology annotation, biological process: chromatin organization.